Molecule: messenger RNA, 429 nt
Organism: Phytophthora infestans T30-4
Lineage: Eukaryota; Oomycota; Peronosporomycetes; Peronosporales; Peronosporaceae
Exons: 2
Coding region: 1-429 (142 amino acids)
Source: RefSeq, a predicted model, not a curated record
AUGUUCCCGACGCUUGAGCAGUUGAGUGAGAGGGAGGAAGUACAAGACGACGAAGAAGAUCUGCAGAGUGCCAAGGCGGCGGUGGCGGCAGAGUUGACGCGUCUGUGUGUCAAGUUGUGCUCUUGCUUCCACGGGUCACAGAAUAGCGACGACCACGGGCGUGUGGAGGCGACUGUGUGUGAUCUGUUUGAGCCGAUAGUCUCACAAUCAGCUCCUCAUGGGACUCUCCCGGGAUGGGUGCAAGAGUACUUGAAGACGCGCUGUCUGCCAGAGACGCCAAGACUUCGCAGAACCCUGGAAUAUCUUUUCUAUCAGGCGCUGGGACUGCUGCAUCAGAAGGCCUUAAUUCGCCCUCAGGACGUUCUAUCGGUAACGAUUUGGCUGCUCUCGUUGUUCUCCUCACUCUGCCUCGCGUUUCCAGGUACGUAG